AUGACUUCCGAUCCAUUGAAUACAGUAGCGCCUAAUAGUGAGACCACGCCAAAAAAGGAUAAUCAGAAAUCGGAUACUGUCCAUGUUGUCGAUCCCAACGGAGAUGUGACUCUUAUUCCCGGAAAAUGUGGCUAUGCCAUGAAGAUCCAAGUAUCUUCUCCACAUCUCACCCUGGCCUCACCGGUAUUCAAAGCGAUGCUCAGAGGAAACUUCGCAGAGGGGAAAGCUCUGGCAGAGACAGGAGCUAUUGAAUUGAUGCUUCCUGAUGACAACGGUGAAGCAAUGUUGAUCUUGAUGAACCUCAUUCAUGGAAAAUUUUUUAGCGUGCCAAAGGCCAUUACGAGAGGCCUUAUAGGCGAAAUAGCUAUUUUGGUGGACAAAUAUCAACUCCAUGAGGUUGUCCACUCCUACACUGAGACAUGGAUGUCUCCGCAGAACGGCAACCGGGCGAGUCCAGCGACAGAGUUUCGUACCAAUACAGAUUACUACAAAUUCUGCCUCGAGGUUGCCUUAAUUUUUGGCAGCGAAAAGGUUUUCCAGUUGGCAACAAGGAAGCUGAUUCUGCAAGCGCGAACACCCCAAAUUGGGAGUCGACUACCUGCCUCUUCUGCUGUCUUCGAAGAGAUCAACGCUCGUAGAGAACAGUUGAUCUCUAGCAUUCUCAAUGAGGUCGUUCAGAUGAAAAGCACUUACGACUGCUCCAAUGUGGUCAAAUGCACUGAGGAAUGUGACAUGAUGGUUCUGGGGGCCUUUUCAAUGGCACUGAACAAACUACACCAGCUAGCAUACGGAGAUACCGGAGAAAAAUUGAGGGAGGUGUCGGUAAAUGAUCUCUUUGAAGAGGUCAAAAAUUUGCGCAUCCCUUCAUUACAUUUUACUGCUGAAGGCAACUAUAGGCGUUUCGAGCGAGUCAACGCUUUUGAGUAUCAGGCUCCUGUCCCUAAGUGCGGCGCGCCGAAAAUCAAGCUAAUGGAAGCCGUUGCGAAGAUCAUGGACAGCGAGCAGGGACUAAAUGUGAGAAGCUACAAGAAAGUUUGA
This is a messenger RNA of Rasamsonia emersonii CBS 393.64, 1038 nucleotides long. RefSeq lists its product as uncharacterized. The coding region runs from base 1 to 1038 and encodes 345 amino acids. Lineage: Eukaryota; Fungi; Ascomycota; Eurotiomycetes; Eurotiales; Trichocomaceae. The transcript has 2 exons. Gene Ontology annotation, molecular function: protein binding. The record is from RefSeq and is a predicted model, not a curated record.